Molecule: messenger RNA, 1332 nt
Organism: Polypterus senegalus (gray bichir)
Lineage: Eukaryota; Metazoa; Chordata; Cladistia; Polypteriformes; Polypteridae
Gene: sdr42e2
Product: short chain dehydrogenase/reductase family 42E, member 2
Exons: 11
Coding region: 1-1332 (443 amino acids)
Biological process (GO): steroid biosynthetic process
Molecular function (GO): 3-beta-hydroxy-Delta5-steroid dehydrogenase (NAD+) activity
Source: RefSeq, a predicted model, not a curated record
AUGGCUACGUGUGAAGUGCAGCUCCACCAAUCUGUGUGCCAGCUUCAGCAACAAGAAGAUUACCAACUCAAAGGAAGCUCCGUGGGGCACCCUGGGUUGAACAGCGGUGUGGGCGCGAAGCACAGGUCCAGCGGCGUGGUGCCCCAUCAGAGCAAUGCCUUUGACUGCAUUCUGAGGAGCCACUCUGCCCCAGGUGGGCGUAAAGUAGCCAAGGCCUUGGUGACGGGAGGAGCAGGCUACUUGGGACAACACUUGGGGUGCACUCUGGUCAGAGAGGGCAUUUCCGUAAUUCUUCUGGAUUUGCAGAAGCCAAAAUGGGACAUCCCUGAGGGCGCAAAUUUUAUCCAGGGCGACAUCCGGGAUUACAAGACCGUGUACAAAGCCAGCGAGGACGUGGACUGCGUGUUCCAUGUGGCGUCCUACGGCAUGUCUGGCCCUGACCAGCUGAAAAAACAGCAGAUCGAAUCUAUAAAUGUGGGAGGAACAAGAAACAUCAUUGAAGUGUGUAUUGAGAAGAACAUCCCAAGGUUGAUAUACACCAGCUCAGUCUGCGUGGUCUUCAAGGGGAACCCUAUUGACCUGGGGGAUGAAGAUUCUGUGCCUUACAUCCCACUGGUGGAGCAUGUGGAUCAUUACUCCAAAACCAAAGCCAUCGCUGAUCAGAUGGUGAUUGCUGCCAAUGGGACUCCAAUGAAAGGUGGUACUGUGCUAAGAACCUGCGUCCUCCGCCCUCCCGGUAUUUAUGGGCCCGAAGAGAGACGGCACUUGCAGCGAGUAGCCUUCUACAUUGAGUGGCGUCUCUUCAGUUUCACCUUUGGUAACAGGCAGUCCAGAAUCAACUGGGUCCACGUGGACAACCUGGUGAGAGCCCAUCUGCUGGCUGCUGAGGCACUGACUCCUCGAAAGGGUUAUAUCGCCAGUGGACAGAUUUACUACAUCAAUGAUGGUGAUCCUGUUCAUAUCUUUGAUUGGAUUGACCCAAUGUUUGACAAGCUGGGCUACAGACGACCUUUCAUUCACCUGCCAUUCUCUUUGGUUUAUGCAGUAGCCACAGUAUCAGAGCAUCUUCAUUUGGCCCUGAGACCCGUCUUUGAGGUUCCCCUUCUGUUUACCAGGAAUGAGGCGAGAACCAUUGCAGUGACCCACACAUUCAGGAUUGACAAGGCGCAGAAGCAGCUUGGAUUUUAUCCCACAAAAUACAGCUUAGCUUCCUGCAUUGAGAACUACAAAAGGCGGCCUCAUGGACCCGGUGACGUGCUCAUCUGCCUCAAGCUGUUUGUGCUCCUUGGAGCUCUCUUCAUCCUAUUUCACUUUUAUUCAUCUAGUUGUUGA